This is a messenger RNA of Acanthocheilonema viteae, 783 nucleotides long. The record is from the annotation of a GenBank genome assembly. Lineage: Eukaryota; Metazoa; Nematoda; Chromadorea; Rhabditida; Onchocercidae.
AUGGAUGGUGGGAAUGAUGCUACAGAUGCUCUUAGUCAGCUUUCGACAGAACAGAUCGAACAAUUUCGGAAAUAUUUUAAUACGUUCGAUAAAGAAAACAAAGGUUUUAUCAGAGCAACACAAAUUGGUCAAAUUUUAAGAACUAUGGGCCAAGCAUUCGAAGAAAGAGAUUUGAAGAAACUCAUUAAAGAAUUCGAUACCGAUGGAUCAGGUGAGAUUGAAUUCGAAGAAUUUGCAGCAAUGGUUGCCACUUUUGUUGUUGAAGAUGAAAAGGCUGGCAUUGAGGAGGAAUUGCGAGAAGCAUUUCGUUUGUACGAUAAAGAGGGCAAUGGUUAUAUAGCAGUAUCAGAUUUGCGUGAUAUCUUACGUGCGCUGGAUGAAAAUAUCUCCGUGGAAGAAUUGGAUGAAAUGAUUGCUGAUAUUGAUACGGAUGGUUCCGGUACUGUUGAUUUUGACGAAUGUUACGGAUUCCGGAAACAGAAAGAAAGAGCGAUUAAAACUUUUAAUUACGAAUCUCAGCAGCGAUCUGGAACAAUGCAAUUGAUGCUAUUGAGACAGAAAUUUUCGUUAAUGGACCGUGUUGAGGUGAAGACUGCUGGAUGUCCAUUAAUUAGUUGGAAAGCUAGAGAGAUGCUAAGGACCGCUACAAGACUGAAAUACUCAGCUGGCAGACCGUCUAUUGGUUUGGCAUUAUUUGGAUGUAAAAACCGUCCUGCAUAUCGGAUCGUCGUAUUUCCAGACAAAGCAUACGGGCGACAUCACGAAGGAAGUAUCAUUGAAGAG